Messenger RNA from Paramecium octaurelia, 439 nucleotides. NCBI's taxonomy places the organism in Eukaryota, Ciliophora, Oligohymenophorea, Peniculida, Parameciidae. The record is from the annotation of a GenBank genome assembly.
GUUGAUGAGAGAAUGGAAUUGUUUGAUUGACUGAUUUAGCCAAAUUAAAGUGCCAAUUUUAUGAGAAAACCAAUCGUAAUGAUGGUGAUAGUGAAAAUGUUGAUAAUGGAUAAUCUGGAUAAGUAGGAAGAUUUUAUCAGACGUUAGGUACAAAUUGGAAAUGAGUAGUAUUGGAGUAAUUGAUUAUACGCCAUUAAAGAAGUACCUAAUUCAUGGACAUCCUUAGUAGAGGAGGGAAACGAUUCAAACCAAGAGGGAGAUCAUUAAGAAUUUAAAUAAUAUACAGGAUUUUAUUUAUAAAUUCCCACUAUAAAUAGUAUUUAUUGUAAAUAGAUAUCAAAUAAUGUUUUGGGAGCGAUCAUAAUGGAUUAUACACCCUAUGAAGAAAGGAUAUGGGUUGGAAUUUCUUGUUGUAUAGGAAAUUAGUAUAGAUUCAUGA